AUGGGAGAAGAAGUGGAUCGUCCUCCCUUGGAGAUCAGCGUGAGAAUGCCUGCUACUAAGAGUGCUAGUAAGAAUGCUACCUGUAUUAAUAAUAAUACCCUUCAGAUCGACGGAUUGACAGAAGAUGUGCUGGUGGAUAUUUUCCAGUUUUUGGGUGCAGAAGGUACCAGCAAGUGUUCCAUGGUUUCUCGGCACUGGAAUCAAGUGGUCCAAGACAGCCGUUGCCUUUGGCAUGUCUUUGCUCAGGAGGAUUUUGGGUAUCUUACCACCAAGGGAAUGAAUAACCAGGUACUAGUAGACUGGAGAGGCGUCUACCAGUACUUGGCAGAGCAGCGCAAAGCCUUGAAAGAAGAUCAGAAGAAUCACGGCUUGAAGCCCCUCAAUCCCAGGGUAGUUUUUUCAGAUGAUGGAUCUCCUGUGCCUGGCUAUCCUCCUGAAAAUGCCAUCAGAUUGGCACAGAAAGGGUCACUCUUUAACAAGGCUUGGUGUACCAAUUCACAGGUGGAUCAUGACGUGGAUCUGGUACUAGAGCUACCUGCCCCAAGUCUCAUUGCUGCCUUUGAAGCUGCCAAUGGAGGAUACUUCUACUCGGCUCCUCUCCAUCAAGCUCUGGUCUUCACUUCCAAUACACCCAUUGAUAUUGAACAAGCCAGACAGUUCAAUGGAAAAAAGGGAGCCCAAUGGGCCAACAGCAUGACUCUAGAUGAUCACCCCACCAUUAUUCGACAAGUACAGCAAUACACGGAAAAACACAAACACACUCAUCAACCAACAAAUCUACCCAUUGCUGCUUUUAACUUCCCCCCUCCUCCUUCUGGAUUCAAUGCUAGGCAACAAAAACUUUUGCCCAAAAUCAUUGUGGCUAGAUACAUUCAUUUCAAGCUGCUCAAUUCACACAAGUCUCCCGAUGGACGUCUCGCUGAUAACAUUGAUGUCAAGGAUCUACUUACGUUGGGAACCGAACUACCACUACUCGACAAGUUGCUGCAACUGCAGUCGUCGUCCGAAGAAGAACCGCAACAGCCCAAUAAUCAUGAUCCCAGCUACAAACGACUUCAUGCCAUUCGAGAAUACAAUCCACCCAAUCCAAAUGAAUGGUGGUAA
Seminavis robusta is the source of this 1104-nucleotide messenger RNA. Lineage: Eukaryota; Bacillariophyta; Bacillariophyceae; Naviculales; Naviculaceae. The record is from the annotation of a GenBank genome assembly.